This is a messenger RNA of Gasterosteus aculeatus aculeatus (three-spined stickleback), 2483 nucleotides long. Its product is annotated as acyl-coenzyme A thioesterase 11. Lineage: Eukaryota; Metazoa; Chordata; Actinopteri; Perciformes; Gasterosteidae. The record is from RefSeq and is a predicted model, not a curated record. Gene Ontology annotation, molecular function: long-chain fatty acyl-CoA hydrolase activity; lipid binding. Gene Ontology annotation, biological process: acyl-CoA metabolic process. Gene Ontology annotation, cellular component: cytosol; cytoplasm.
UUCAUUAAGGAGUUUUUUUAUUUUGAAAGGUUCUACCGGAACUCUCUUGUUUCCGGCAUCUGGCUCGAUCCUUCUUCAGGUCGCUGGCAGCUUUGAAGAUGAGUUCCAGAGUGUCCGGUGAUGUGGAGAACACAGAUGAGGAGGCUGAAGAAGAAGAAGAAGAAGAAGAAAAGAGUGUCAACCCGACAGAGGUCAAAAUGAGUCAGAUCGUGAUGCCGUGUCACAGCAACCACAGACAGGAGCUGAGUGUGGGUCAGCUGCUCAAGUGGAUAGACUCCUGCGCCUGCCUGUCCGCCGAGCGGCAUGCUGGAUGUCCCUGUGUCACCGCCUCCAUGGAUGACAUCCACUUUGAACAUACAAUCAGUGUGGGUCAGGUGGUGAACAUCAAGGCAAAGGUCAACAGAGCCUUUAACACCAGCAUGGAGGUGGGGGUCCAGGUGAGCUGCGAGGACCUGUUCUUGGAUCGGCACUGGAGGGUUUGUGACGCCUACGCCACCUUUGUUACCCAGCGCACAAACACCGGGAAAAAGGUGAUCUUGAAGGUCAUUGUACCUCACACUGAGAAAGAGCAGGUGGAGUACAGCGUGGCGGCUGAGCGACGCAGGGUCAGGAUGCUGCACGAUGACAUCAUCAAAGAUCUCCUCUCCCACGCCUCCGUCCUGCAGGCUGACAACUGUGCAGCGGGCAAUGCGGUGGCAGCAGAGAAGACCAAGGUGGAGAGUGUGGAGCUGGUCUUACCCACACAUGCUAACCACCAGGUGAACACGUUUGGGGGGCAGAUCAUGGCGUGGAUGGUGAAUGUAGCUACAAUUGCUGCCAGUCGACUCUGUCAGGCUCACCCGACUCUGCGCACCAUCGACAUGUUCACCUUCAGGGGACCUUCUCACGUUGGAGACAGACUGCUGCUCAGGGCUAUAGUCAAUAACGCAUUCAAAAACAGCAUGGAGGUGGGGGUGCGAGCCGAGGCCUACCACGAGGAAGGGCCUAACCGGCACAUUAACUCGGCCUUCAUGACCUUUGAGGUGCUGGACGACCACGGGAAGCCAUGCACGUUACCGCGGAUACGACCUGAACCCUUGGAAGGGGGGAGGAGGUUUCAAGAGGCCACAGCCAGGAAGAAGAUACGACUGGACAGAAAGUACAUCAUCUCACGUACGCAGGGAGAGGUCCCCCUGUCUGUCCCCUGGGACCCCAGAAACCAGGUGUAUCUGAGCUACAACAAUGUUUCUGCUGUGAAGAUGCUGGCUGCUAGAACCCACUGGCGACUCAGCUCUGAGAAAGACGAGGUCCGUCUUUACACCAUGGAGCAGAAGUCCACGUUGAGCUUCAGGGUGGAGUCGGAGGUGGAUGUUCCUGCUCACAGAGCCUUUUGUCUGCUGGCUGAGCUGAGCAACAGGCCGAGCUGGGACACACAUUAUCAAAAAUGUGAGCUGAUUCACCGGGUGGACGAUGAUGACUUCCUGUAUCGAGUGGUGACCCCAUCGGUGAGUCGGGGAGCAGGAGGUUCCCCAACCUCAGCCCAUCAGGGAGAAGGGAUUCUGCAGGACUUCAUCUUGUUGGCUUCAAAGAGGAAGCCGUGUGGCAGUGGAGAUCCGUAUGUCAUCGCGCUGCGCUCCGUGUCCCUGCCCACGUACCCGCCCUCUGAAGGCUACAACAGAGGAGAGGUUCUGUGUGCUGGCUUCACCAUCGUGGAGACCAGCAAUAACAUGUCACUGAUCAGUUACUAUAACCAGGCGUCUCCAGAGGUCCUUCCCUACAUCUCCACAGAUAUCGCCGGCCUCUCUUCCUCUUUCUACCACACGUUCUGCUCCUGCAGCCGAUACCUGACCAGGAACCGACUGCAGUCCUCCUCUGAGCUGCCGACGGGCCUAAACCAGGUUCCCAGCACAGACGGUCCCACCUGUGAAGGUGAAGCCGACAGUUUGUCAGCGGCCGUCCGCAGCACCCAUCUUUAGUCAGUCAGUUCCCUCGGGCAGGUUUACAGCCGUCACAUCAGGGCUCUCAAGUUUUUAAGAUACCUGGGAGUGACAUUUUUGGACACUACAGCCGACAAGGGAGUGGGGGGGGGGGGUGUGGACGAUAUGGACGGAGUAACCAAUCAACUGAAAUGAGUGAGAGCCCUGGUCACAUGGCACAACUAAUGUGUCACAUGGCACUACUAAUGUGUCACAUGUCACUAAUAAUGUGUCACAUGGCACUAAUAAUGUGUCACAUGGCACUAAUAAUGUGUCACAUGGCACUACUAAUGUGUCACAUGGCACUAAUAAUGUGUCACAUGGCACUACUAAUGUCACAACAAAAGGGAUAUUUUCAUAAAAACUAACAAUGUUGUUUUUUAUACGGAGAUAUUUACAUCUAAGAUGAGACUAGAGGGGCUAAAAUGCAUGCCGGGAAACACUUUGUUUAUUGCAGUUAGCACAAAUUUGUAUUUUGACGUUUUAUAAAUAUGAACAAAUAAACAUAUGUUCCCAUAUAAAACCAUA